This is a messenger RNA of Amyelois transitella, 2564 nucleotides long. RefSeq names its product CUB and sushi domain-containing protein 3. Lineage: Eukaryota; Metazoa; Arthropoda; Insecta; Lepidoptera; Pyralidae. The transcript is spliced from 12 exons. The record is from RefSeq and is a predicted model, not a curated record. Bases 1 to 2457 code for a protein of 818 amino acids.
AUGCUACCCAUAUUGGUUACAGGUUACGCAUCGGCAACAUGCCGGUUUCCUGGUGCGCCUGCGCACUCGCAAGUGACUUUCUCGGACGAAGCGCGGGUGGAGGGGACCGUGGCUACCUACACCUGCGAGCGGGGGUUCGAGCUCCUGGGGCCCGCGCGCAGGGUCUGCGGACCCAAUGGAAGAUGGACCCCUGACGGGAUUCCCUUUUGUGUGCUCAACGUAGCCGCCGGGAAGGCUCCGAUGCAGGUCUCCACGGACGAGGGCGGAGUCCCCCAACGCGCCCUGGACGGCAGCACCGCAGCCUCCUUCAGCGCUGACACCUGCACCCUGACUAAGCAGGAGAGAGUGCCCUGGUGGUACGUCAACCUGCUGGAGCCCUACAUGGUACAACUGGUCAGAUUGGACUUUGGGAAACCUUGUUGUGGUACCAACAAGCCCGCAGUGAUCGUGGUCAGAGUGGGCAACAACCGCCCCGACCUGGGCACCAACCCUAUCUGCAACCGUUUCACCGGAUUCCUGGAAGAAGGCCAGCCUCUCUUCCUGCCUUGCAACCCUCCCAUGCCAGGGGCCUUCGUCAGCGUCCACUUAGAAGCCUCAACACCAAGCCAGCUAUCCAUUUGUGAAGCCUUCGUUUACACUGACCAGGCGCUGCCCAUAGAAAGAUGCCCACAGUUCAGAGACCAACCCCCAGGAAGCACAGCGACUUAUAAUGGGAAAUGCUACAUAUUUUAUGAUAGACAGCCGGCGGAUUUCAGAGACGCCUUAGGCUUCUGCCGGUCAAGGGGAGGCAGUCUGGUGGACGAGAGCAACCCAGCGCUCCAGGGAUUCAUCAGUUGGGAACUGUGGAGACGGCAUCGAAGCGACAGCAGCAGCCAAUACUGGAUGGGAGCCGUCCGCGACCCCCAGGAUCCCACCAACUGGAAGUGGGUCAACGGGAAUGACGUCACAGUGUCCUUCUGGAACGCCCCGGGGGGCACCGAGGACUGCGCCAGGUUUGACGGGAGCAAGGGCUGGCUGUGGGCAGACACCGACUGCCAGGCGAGACUGAACUACAUAUGCCAGCAUCAACCCAAAGCGUGUGGUAGGCCUGAACAGCCGCCUAACUCGACCAUGACCACGGAGAGCUUCGAAGUGGGGGCUUCAGUGGAGUACUCUUGUGAUGAGGGACAUCUGCUCGUGGGACCCACGGUCAGGACCUGUCUGGAUACUGGCUUUUACGACGAGUUCCCGCCAGUUUGUAAACGUAUCGAAUGCGGCUUCCCCGCCGAGAUAGCCCACGGAUCCUAUUCCCUGAUCAACGGGUCUGUGUCCUACUUAUCACACGUGCAGUACGCUUGCGAUGUCGGGUACGAGAUGGCGGGACGGUCACGAUUGGUUUGCGAUAUCGACGAGAGGUGGAAUGGACCACCACCAAGAUGCGAAGUGAUCCACUGCGAAGACCCGCCCCAGAUCCCGAACGGUCGCGUCUCCCUCCCUCAGAACACUUCGGUAUUUGGAUCCGUGGCUGAGUACGCGUGUCUCCGGGGCUUCAAGCUGCAAGGAUCCCGCAGGAUAGCCUGUCUCGCCACCGGAGUGUGGGACAAGCCGGCACCUCAUUGUAUAGCGGAAGAACGCAGCACAACGACAUCAAGCACAACCACUUCAACCACCGCUACACCUUCUACAACCACCCCUCCCCCCGCUACGUUACCCACUACCCCUCGCUUAGUCUUACCGUCACGAAGACCGGCUCCUCGCCCCUCGUCCCCCGCGCCCUUCGUUCCCCCUGAGUCUAAACGGCCACGCCCGAAGACCACGACAGAACGGACCACAACGAAAGUGUAUGAAAGACCACCUGAAAGAAAGGUGACGGUGGGCGAUGCGCAAGAGUCGCCUACGAGCCACGUCCCGCAUAUCAUCGUGGCUAGCCAUCCAAGAGAGAAUCAGAUUCUCGGCAGCGGCAACAACAUUCGCGCGGAACAGACUCCUCGCGUCAACGUUCCGUUAUCCGUAGAUGGCGAAAGAAGAGAAACGGUUGGCGCCAGAUUGAACCUCGGCGCCGUUGUUGCACUAGGAGCGUUUGGCGCUCUUGUUUUCUUAGUGGCCAUUAUUACCACCAUUGUAAUCCUUGUAAGGAGCAGGAAAAACCACGACGGCAAACGCUAUCGUCACCACGUCUCGCCCGACUGCAACACCGUAGCGUCACUAGACUCAUCGUCAUCAGAGUCGCGGAGCGGCCUCAACCGGUACUACAGGCAGGCCUGGGAGGAACUGCAUGAGGCCGCGGGCGGAAAACAUGGCCAUAGGAGACACGACAGGGAGGCCCCCAAGGACGGCUCUGAACUCGUGGUGUCCGACGUCUACCCCGCCCCCCACGCGAGGGACAAACGGCGACACCACCACCACCACCACCACCGCGAGUCCAGACACUCCGACUGGCCUCAUCGUCCCCACCAUAAUCAUAAGCCUAGAUAUUAAUUUAGAUUUAAGAUCAAUAUUCGAUGUUGUUACAGGGUCGCUUUUAACCGUUAUGAAAACGGUUCUAAAUUCAAAUUAAUACUUUUUUUUAACGUUUCUUUAUACGA